GUAAGAUGGAUGUUUCACAGGAAGCAAAAAAAAACCCCUCUCUGUUCCUUGUCUGUGUUCAGUUACAUCCCACCACGACGAAAUGAACCAAAGGAAAUGACUUACUUUAAGCGUGAGGCCAGGGCCCCGGAGGUCUGCACGUAUGACCGUCUGUUCCACCAGGCUGAGGGUUACGAUAACAAAGUGCACCGCGAUGACAGAGAACACAGCAAAGGCCGAGGAUUCGAUAUUUUUACGGAGGAGAUAUCCAGAGUUGUCCCAGUCCGAUCGUCUUCAGAGUACGGCCGUCGCCCUCCUCCUGCCCAGCUGCUCCAGCCAGGCCAGCAGUAUGCCCGUGUGGCUACUAUGCAAUCCGAAUUUUUCAAGAAAAAUGGGAUCACCUGGUCUGUAGCAGAGGGAUACGGAUCAGUGGUCCCUGUUUGAUACUGAAGUGUCAAAGUAUGACAAAUUAGCCUGAAGCUGUACCAUCAGUGAGCGAGAGAGCGUCAUCUGAAUGACUGAUCAACUGACUUUCCUGAAUUUGGCUCCUGAUGAGCACAUCUUUCGCCGUGGGAAAAAUAACUCAUCUGCUGACA
Myripristis murdjan (pinecone soldierfish) is the source of this 575-nucleotide messenger RNA. It is a transcript of the gene cfap90, whose product is annotated as cilia and flagella associated protein 90. The record is from RefSeq and is a predicted model, not a curated record. Bases 10 to 423 code for a protein of 137 amino acids. The transcript is spliced from 4 exons. NCBI's taxonomy places the organism in Eukaryota, Metazoa, Chordata, Actinopteri, Holocentriformes, Holocentridae.